This is a messenger RNA of Drosophila albomicans, 2045 nucleotides long. Its product is annotated as major facilitator superfamily domain-containing protein 1. The transcript has a single exon. Gene Ontology annotation, molecular function: transmembrane transporter activity. The coding region runs from base 140 to 1570 and encodes 476 amino acids. The record is from RefSeq and is a predicted model, not a curated record. Gene Ontology annotation, cellular component: lysosome. NCBI's taxonomy places the organism in Eukaryota, Metazoa, Arthropoda, Insecta, Diptera, Drosophilidae. Gene Ontology annotation, biological process: transmembrane transport.
UUGCAUAUUAUUUAUUUGCAGAUAUAAAACAACACAGAUUGGAUAUCAAUUUAUAAAACGCCCUUUCUGCGGGUCAUUUAUACGAGGCAUCGUUUAAUCCGCUCCAGUAUCUUAUUGUGCGAGGAGCCGUUUAGUCAUCAUGGCUCGCGAAGAUGAAGAGCGUAUUGUGGACAACGAGGAGGAGGCGGCCACAGCAGAAGAUUCAUCAACUAUCCGUGGAAGACAGGACAAUGAACUGGCGCUGCCAUCCGGCGGUUGUUGCAUGCCGUCGAGCACCUGCCAUCGCUUUCUGGCUUUGAUUUUCAUGUGCCUGCUUGGAUUUGGUUCGUAUUUCUGUUACGACAAUCCGGGUGCACUACAGACGGUCUUCAAACGGGAUUUGGAUUUGAGUGCAACGCAGUUUACGCUCAUCUACUCUAUCUACUCAUGGCCGAAUGUGGUGCUCUGCUUUGUGGGUGGCUUUCUCAUCGAUCGACUGUUUGGUAUACGGCUGGGCACGAUUAUCUAUAUGUUGAUCUUGCUAGUGGGCCAGUUAAUUUUUGCCAGCGGCGGCAUAUUGGACGCUUUCUGGUUGAUGAUACUGGGUCGCUUCAUAUUCGGCAUCGGCGCCGAAUCGUUGGCGGUAGCCCAAAACAGUUAUGCCGUCUUGUGGUUCAAGGGAAAGGAGCUGAAUAUGGUCUUUGGUUUGCAGUUGUCGGUGGCGCGUUUUGGAAGCACUGUCAACUUCUGGGUGAUGCAGCCCAUCUACGACUAUGUGAGCAAAUUCUAUGAGGGACAUCGUGCCCUGGGCGUCGUCCUGUUAUUGGCCACGCUCACCUGCGUCAUGUCGCUGCUUUGCGCCCUCAUUCUAGGAAUCAUGGACAAGCGGGCGGAACGGAUUCUGCAGCGGAACAACAAUCCGUCGGGAGAGAUACCAAAGCUCACCGAUGUUUUCACAUUCAAGGCUCCCUUCUGGAUGGUCUCGAUCAUUUGUGUGGCUUACUAUGUGGCAAUUUUUCCAUUUAUUGCGCUGGGCCAGAAGUUCUUUAUGGAUCGUUUCGGUUACACUGAAUCCGAGGCAAACACAGUUGACUCCUUGGUGUAUCUAAUUGCGGCCGUAUCGUCACCCAUCUUUGGCUUCAUCAUCGACAAAUUGGGACGCAAUGUCACGUGGGUGUUCAGUGCGACAAUCACCACAAUUGGCGCACAUCUGCUUCUCACGUUUACACCGAUCACUCCCUAUGUGGGCAUGGUCAUUAUGGGUCUGUCUUACUCCAUGUUGGCUGCUAGUUUAUGGCCUCUGGUGGCGCUCAUCAUUCCGGAAUAUCAGCUAGGCACAGCCUAUGGCUUCUGUCAGUCGGUGCAGAAUCUCGGGUUGGCUGUCAUCACCAUAUUGGCGGGCAUUAUUGCCGAUCACAGCAAGACGGAUCACACUUGGUUGCAGCUGUUCUUCAUCGGUUGGCUGACAGUUGCCCUGAUUGCGACUUGUGUAAUUUGGGGCUACGACAAGAAGCAUCGCGGCAAUCUCAAUAUGACGCCAGCCCAGCGUGCCACCUACGUCAAUGCUGCGACCUAUCAGCACUUUGAAUAGGAUACAGGAAACAUGAUGGAUGUAAGGAAGGCAACUACACGACGGAGCCAUAACUUGUCAUCAUCACCAUCUAUGAACCCGCAUCGUCAGAACAAAUAUUAAAUCGAAAUAAUCCAAAACUAUAAGUAAUGCGGGAGGCUUUUCUACGAACUCCGAUAAAGAUGAUGAUCUUAGUUAUUAUUGUUGGUUGAUCUUUUUGAUAAUUGAUAAUGUGAUGUGCGCAUAUUGAGUCGCAAAUUGGUAUUUACUAAAAGGAAUUGUUUAUUGUCGAACUACACAUAUACAUAUACAUAUACAUAUACACACACACUCACACACAUACAAAAUAUAUUAUAAUUUAAUGCAUAUAUGUAUUUUUAGAGCAAUUUAUUAUGAAUAUGAACAAUUACUUCAUGUUUUUUUUGUGUAAAUGUUUUACAAAUUUUAAAUAUAAAAAUAAAGAAUAACGACAACUCUUUAGGAAAAAACUAAAUAA